CGCAUUUUUCCGAUGCAUUGAUCGCUAAUCCUGUCGGUUUUUGUUUCUUCAAUUGCUCUUCUUCGUCUCAUCGGCGAGAGAAGCGUGAAGGUUUCGGCAUGGUUCCUCCGAGGAAAGGUGAUGACCUAGGCCGGAGCGAGGGCUCGGAUCGGUCUCCUGACGGAGACGAAUCGGCCUCGCCCUCGGCGGAUCUUUCUUCGGGGACAAAAAGGGUCAGCCCCGGCAGAGACGCUUUCGCCCGGAGACUUAGAGAUGUCCUUAGUGGAGAAUCGGAUGACCGGGAGGCCGCGGUGCUGCCGUGGCUCCAGGCGCUGGACCUGCAGCUUCCUGGCGCCUGCCGUGCGGACGAGAGAUCGAAGCCUCUGCUUAAGCUCAACGUAUCAGGCGGACCGGCGGAGGAGAGGCUUCUGGCGCAGUUAACCCAGCAUUUUGAAACAUCGGAAGUAGGGAUGUUAGCAAGGUACUUGUGCGUUCCUCUUGUUUCUGUUCGUGUAGGGAAGGUCAUGAAGCAAGGGAACAUUCUAUGCCCGAUUGAUAAAAGGAUUCUAUCUGAGUUUACUAGUGAUGAUCUGGCACAUCAUUUCAAGAAAAAAUGUCUUUUGAUUUGUAGGGGGCAACUAAAUCUCAACCUCUUGCCAUCUUCUAACAUGCGCCUCUCAUUCAUUGGGGAUGAUGGACGUAUAGAGAGAUUAGCUGUUUUGAGUAAUGACUGUGAUAGUCCUGAUGUGGUUAUCGAAGAGAUAUAUGCUGAUGCUUCUGGUCGUUCCUUCCUGCUAAAGCUACCAGGACCUCAGAUCUUAUAUUAUUGGUGCUCAGAGAAGUCUAAGAGCCAUGGACUGGAAUUGCUUGAUAAGAUGAAAGAUUUACUUAGAAGAAAGCCCUCUUUGACCUGUCUUACCGGAAUCUCUGAAUCACACCUUGAUUCAUUUGCAACUCACCUUCAUGCAUAUAUUCUCGGGUGCUCUAGCAGUGUAGAAGUUAGUCCAGCUGCCUCUGGUCUCAGAGAAACUGAAUGUCAGUCUUCAUGUUCAGUUUCGAGAUUGUUGCGUCCACGCACUAUGUCAGCACAUGCUGGAAAGGUUCAUUCUUUAUGCCAAGGCAGUCUUUGUCGAAGGCUAAACUGCUUCAAAGAUGAAAUGCCAAGAAUAUCAUCCUCCAUCUGGACAAGGGAGAAAGUGAAGCGCCAUGGAGACGCCCAUCUGAGCACAUCAACGAGAAGCUCUGAACUGAUUGCUUCAGUUUCUACUUCAAGUACAGCUGUUGUGUAUUUGAGCAAACAGGAGAAUGACAAUCAAAGUGGCACAGAUGGAAGUUCAAUGCUAUCUAGUUGCCUUCCUGAUAUCCCAUCAUUGCCUUCUCCUUUCGCAUCAUUGAGCCCCGUCUCUAUUCAUCUACCUCUUUCACAGAUUAUUAGUAGUUCAAGUUCCUUUUCUCCCUACUACUGCUGGUGUCCCCCUUGUCCAUCUUCGCUGCACCCUUUCCAUAUCUCAACAACACCUGAGUUGAUGCCCCUUCCACCUUUGUCUUCUUUGUUGCCCGUUGCUUCAUCCACAGUGGCAUCUGUUCCAGCUAAGCUGCCUAUUGAUGUUGCCGAGCUUCAAGCUCUGUCUCUCCCUAAUCUUGUUUCCGUUCCAUUAAUUCCUUCAUCAAUUUCUGUGUCAUUGAGUUUGCCAUGCUCACAACUUCCCAUCUUUACCCCUUUCAUGUCUGAUCCAAUUGUCCACAUCCCGGUGAUAGAUUUUUGUUCCUCUGGCCAAGCUUAUCUUGUUAGUGCUGGACUGGCUAUAUCUUCUGUCAUUUCGCCUCUGCUUCCAGGUCUUGCUACUCCUCUGAUUCCAAAAACAGAAUCUUUGAUGGAGAAGAAUGCCAGAGAGAUGCUUCAUAUGCUUAUGGCUUCAGCACCUACUGUAUCCGGCCCACAGUUGAUGAAUGUUCUCCCUUCAGUGCUCAACAAUUUGGACAAAAAGUUUUCUUGUGCCAAUAAGGUGAACAAUCAUUCUGCAAUUACUAGCAGCAGCCAGUUGUUUUGCGAUGGUUUCUCUGAUGGGGAUACUGUUUCAACUGACUUGCCUUGCUUGAAUUUUCAUUCCGGAGGAGCUCCACUCCUAAGUGUUUCUUUUAGAUUUGACAUGGCCGACCAUUUUGACAACAAUGACACCGAUGAACCACCAUACCAUGACAAUGAACCUUGAUGUUAAUGUCAUUAGAUUUUUGCUGUGAUGUAAUGAAAAUUUUUGAUACUCGUGCAAUUACUGUUCCAAUUUUUUAGAUGUUCUGUUCUUAUAAUGCAAUUAAUGUUCCAAUUUGAUGACAA
Zingiber officinale is the source of this 2314-nucleotide messenger RNA. RefSeq lists its product as uncharacterized. The record is from RefSeq and is a predicted model, not a curated record. Lineage: Eukaryota; Viridiplantae; Streptophyta; Magnoliopsida; Zingiberales; Zingiberaceae. The transcript is spliced from 6 exons. The coding region runs from base 99 to 2192 and encodes 697 amino acids.